AUGUUUCGUCGCAGAAGUUCGUCUCGUCACCAGCCGCUGAACACCCCUUCCGCGUCUGCUCAAACAGCAGCUUCAAGAGCUUUCAUUGCGAACAGAGAAGCCAAUGCGGCUCUAUCAUCCGCCGCCGCCGCCGCCGCACUCCGAAGCCAUACGACGACCCCAACUUCCGUCGAAAAUGUCCAGUCAAAACGCAUGCUGCAACGGCAGCUUUCCAACUCGUCCCGGGGUAGUUCCGCGGUCGGUACUCUGCGUGGCUCCCUCCAUCGCACACCCAGCUCGGGAUCAAUGUCGUCGAGGACCUUUCGUGAGAACUCGCCUGGUCGUUCCCAAAUCAGCUCCGGCGUGAUCGCAAAGCAGCCUCCCGUGCCUGCCCUACCCCAAGGGUAUUCGGCCGAGACCAAUCCGCAGGCUCGACGUUCUUUCAGUGUUCAACCGGGUCGAGUGGCAUCGCCAUCUCACAAAGCAGCGCGCGGUAGGGUUACCAGCCUGGAUCGUGUCCCCAGUUCUGCUGCAAGUCCCCCAUCGCCGCGUGGACAUGCGAAGCAGAAUUCACUUGAACUUGAUCGCCCGACAAGCCGCACAUCGAUUAAUUUCUCGUACCCGAUGCAUGCCCGGCCUAAUUCUCCACCCCAUUCUCCAGUGCCAAAUGAAUUUACCCGGAAUUCGGCUGAGCAAUCGCCCACCCAGCCACUGUCCCCCGAAGAAGUGGCGAAGAUUCAGAAUUCGGUGAAUAAAGCUGGAAGUUUGAAAGUGAAAAAGAGACCUCAGAGGUCUGCACCCGGGUCUACAGAAGGGAGCCAUUUGACUCACAAGACUAUGGGAAGUCGUCCGACAGGUACAGCCGUACAGGAAACCCCCCUACCAAACCAAGUGGAAACUCUUCCCCCAUCUACCAAAAUCUCACCACUCGACGAUACCAUCACACACUCUAGCCCUGUUGUCGAUGACAGACCCCAAUCCCCUGUUAUUGCUGCCGAAGAUAGUGUUCAAACCGAUGUCGACAAUGUACGACCUAGACCUAAAAAGCGGCCGUCAACUGUGAUGGAAGAUUAUGAAGCGGAAGAAUGGGCAGAGGCAACAGAAGUAUAUGAAACUACGAGUACGAAGCAGAGUGUAGACGUUCCUGUUCAGUCGCCCGUGCAGUCACCUACUGCAGAAACUGCGAAUGACAACCAAAAGCAACGUACUCCCAACCGCCUAGCCAUUGAAACUUUGCAGACAACAGAGAAAAAACCUUCGUAUUCUCCGGUGCAUUUGUCCCCUUCAACUCCAUCAUCGACUCCUUCCUCGCCAUCCUCAGAUAGACUCUCCGCCAUUCACAAUAUUGACAGGCAAGGGCUUCAGAGAGAACCAUCUAUCAGUCCGAACCGGUCUGCCAGGUUUUCGGCCCAUUUGACGGUGAGCUCGGAAUCGCCCAUUCAUGAGCCCCCGCCCCGAUCCAUGUCACCAGCAAAGCCGGCUUUGAAGAUUUCUUCGUCCCCCGAUCGACGUCUCCAUACGGCGCUUCGAACAGGGCAAACUCCGAGCGAAAUCUCAGACGCCACCUCUGUAGCAUCGGAUGAUGGAUCUCGCACCGGUUCGAGAAAGAAAGCUGUCAAAGUCAGCUUUGACGACGGACCCGAGAUUGUCGGUGUUGCUGCCAGCCCACCUACCUCUCCAGAGCCUAUCGAUACCCCUCCAAGCCCUACGGAGAAAACAAAACCAAGGAAUUGGUUCUCCAUUGGCAAGAGGAAGUUCGGAUUCAAGAAUGCCGUUGCUGAUGACGAAUUUGAGUCUGUCCUUAAACCUAGACCAGCGUUACCAUCAUUCGGCAGCAUUCGUGGUACAAGAGAAACGGACGAGCCUAUCACCCAGAUAGCGGAUGAUAAUAUCUCCACUUCGUCUUCUGAAGAUGAUACCGAUCCUAGAGACUUGGGUGUAUCGAGUGAUCAUGCUCUUGGUGGCAUUUUAGUUAAUGCUCUUCGACAACCAAGCGAAUCCACUGGGCCCAAGGUAGCAAGUGAUUCACUUCCUGAGGCAACCUCACUAGAGACGAAAGACAUUUCACAAGGUAUCGAUUUGGUAGAUGUCGCUAUGCCACAGCAUCUCCCAACAGUUGUCGAAGAAUCGGACUCCACUCCGACCCCUACUCCCCCUGCCACAUCGAACAGACCAGCAACGGAUUCAUAUGUUGAUGGUGCCUUGGAAGCUGUCCCUACAAUUGCCAUUCAGCCCGCAACGCCUGGUGCCGAAAAUAGGAAAAGUCUUGACAUACAAAACAUGCCUGGCGGAUUUCCAACGUCAUCUGACCGAAGCUUGUCUAGACAAGAUCAAAAGAUCACAGCUAAUCCAGUUGAAACGCCAAGAAGAUCUUCUGAAGAAAGUGAUCGUGAAUCUGAAGAGAGCAUAUAUAGUGACGCUGCCGAGGAUCCAGACGACUUCGACGGUGACGGAUUUGGCUCGAUCAAUGCCAUAGUAGACAGCCCCAUUCCCGCAAAGACUGAAUCACCAACCCAGGCCCCCGAGAGCCCUAGUCCUGCCCAUAUAUCACCAGUUGCUGCUGCAACGGUCACUGAACACCAGUCGCCCACUGCUCCAAUGGCCUCCCCACCAAUGUUUCAGCCUAUAAAGCAGGAACCCGAGCCUGUUCUCGCCGUCUCAAAACCUGUGGAGAAGGAAGCUUUUGAUCCUUCCGAUCCAUCUUGGCCGCUUAAGCCCAAUGAUAGUUCCUCUACUACUCUAUCGAAGCUGAACCUGAAAUCACAGUCACAGCCAAAGACGAAGCCGAAAGCCACUCCAGUAGACCCCCAUCAAGGGUCGCAUUUGCGAAAAGCUCUGGACAAGAGUGAGGGUCAACGACCAAGCCCUCAGAAAAGAUUGUCUACUUCUGUGCAAUCCUCCAUAUCGGCUACUAAGCACACAACGCCGCCAAUUGCGACCCAAGGCCCAAACAGAGUUGCAUCUAAGAAACACAACAACGCUAAAACUAUCCCACAAUCAAUGACCUUCCCAGGUGGUCUUAGUAGCACGAACGCUUAUGACAGCGAUUCAGACAGCAGUUUCAAGAGAACCAGGCGCUCCUCUCGGGUUGAUGGCCAGUAUUCGAUGAAGAGGACUAUGAGAGCAACCAGACCCGUAAGCAUGUCUACAGCAGAUACUCUUGGUGCAAGAUCGACUUCUCCACGGACAUCCUCUAUGCGCAUGACCAUGCGCGGAGCUCCUCCAGACCGCUCUCCAUCCGGGCUUGCUAGUCUUCGGAGCAAGACGCCACUCCCAAGACCGAAAAGCUCGGCUAUGCCAUCAAGCAGCAUAUCCAGGUUCGGUGGCUCUGACGAUGAAGGUCAAGGGCGUCGAAGAAUUUUUCAGAGUCGCUUUGCAGAUUCGAGUGACGAGGAACCAUUACCAAGCAAUUUGACACCUGUUCGUGGCAUCCCUCGUCGUCGGGGCGAAUUCGAUGGUGAAUCGACUGAUUUGGAGGACAGUUCCGACGAAGAGAGUAAACGUGCUCGCAAUGGUAACGUCAAACCCGCCUCGCAAAUGUCUCCCGCUGAAAUAGACGCUCUUCUGUCCCAGCCUAGAAAGCGAGGUCUUCUGGCUCGGUUUAAGUCGAAAAGCAAAGACGGCAAAGUUCGCAAAUCUGGACUAGACAGCGCUGCAAGGAGGGACACUCCUUUAGAGCGGUCUCGGUUGGAGCUUGCGCAAAUGAGAGAUGAUGCAUUUAAUGGGGCUAGUCCGCAACCUGGCCGAUCAACGUCUCCCAAACUUCACAAGAAACAAGCGAGUCCUGUGCCUCCAGCGUCACCUUUGUCGGUAACAACCGCACCAGGCCCUACGCAGAGUCGACCGUCAACCUCAGAUGGGAUCGUGCACAGUGGGUUUCGCACUGAUAUCAGCGCCGGUUCUCCAUCGCGGCCUUCGUAUAAUCGUCACGGUACUGGAAACAGCCUUGAUUCCGAGGCAACUCAGGCUGCAUCUGAUGUAGUUGUUGGAAGGACAGGCCGCAAAAAACGGUUUCCAUUGCUCAGAAAAGCAUUUGGUCUGCGUGACUGA
Talaromyces proteolyticus is the source of this 4029-nucleotide messenger RNA. RefSeq lists its product as uncharacterized. Lineage: Eukaryota; Fungi; Ascomycota; Eurotiomycetes; Eurotiales; Trichocomaceae. The record is from RefSeq and is a predicted model, not a curated record. Bases 1 to 4029 code for a protein of 1342 amino acids. The transcript has 2 exons.